Molecule: messenger RNA, 2355 nt
Organism: Pogoniulus pusillus (Red-fronted tinkerbird)
Lineage: Eukaryota; Metazoa; Chordata; Aves; Piciformes; Lybiidae
Gene: RBP7
Product: retinol binding protein 7
Exons: 4
Coding region: 1660-2064 (134 amino acids)
Biological process (GO): fatty acid transport
Cellular component (GO): nucleus; cytosol
Molecular function (GO): fatty acid binding
Source: RefSeq, a predicted model, not a curated record
AAUGAGGCCAUACCAUUAAUGGAAUGUGUUAGAUGCUGAAUGAUGCACAGCAGUGACGAUGGAAGUAAAAAUUCUUGCCACAAAAAGAAAACUGGGAAGUUUGAAGGGAGAAAGAAACAAAGCACUGCGGGAUGUGACCAGGUGUCCUGGGCUGAGCUAGAACAGAACUUACUCUGCUCACUGAUUCUACAAAGAGUUACAUAAGCAAUUAUUUGACUGAGGCUUGGAAUAGUAAUCCUAGUUCUCUUCUAAGUCUUCAUUCAGGCUGAAGUACUGAUUUUUCAGAAAGCAGCACCACAUCCCAGACAAGCUGCAUAACCUUAAUGUCCAAUUAAAAUCUCAUAUCCAGGCUUCUACACAGGCCUUACCCAAGUACUGAGCAAGAGCCAGUAGCAUUACAACAGCGCUUUACUACCACAACCUAAUAACAAGUUAUGGGUGAAAUGUUACUAUUUGAGUCCAGGGGAAAUAUCAAUUUGCAUUUCUCUGUGCCAUUCCUGGUUUACUAUAGGUUAGAGAACAAUAUCCUUCUACCAACAGGAAACAAGUUUGACGUCCUCAUUUCCGACUCGCAUGAUUUUUGUGAGUCAUGUAGGGCAAACUGUCAGCUUCAAAAAUGUAGCUAAAGUUCAGGGAAACUUAGUUUUCUCCUCAAAAUAUCAUCUUUGUAUUCAGCCUAACCCAAGUCAGUAAGUAGAUAGAUGUAGUAGUAGUCACAGGUGAAUUUACUCCUUCAAGAUUCAGAAUUAGAGGUUGCCUUUUCAUUAUGGUAGCAAACUCCUUGUGCAUCACUUUGGGGUUUUCCAGGCAUUCAUCCUCUUUCCCAUCUAGGCAAACUGAUUAAUAAAGAGCUGCACAAGUGGGAUCAGAGAUCAGGCCUCUGGAUCUGCUGUCUCAUGUCUAACUGUUAGACUUUCUGUCAGGUAAGGCACCUGAGAAACCAAAGGAUUUUGUCUAUGUAUAUUUGUUUAUCUAGGCUAGAAUCCACAGCAUUAAAGAAAGAAGAGCAGAAAGAGGCAGACUGUGCUAGUGCUGAGAGUCAAGUCAGAGAAAAUGACCACAGGAAAGAUUUGUCUUUCACGUUUCUAACCACAAGAUAACAAUGCUGCCUGCUAUUCGCUCCAGACACAACCCGAGAAGAUACAGCACUUUUCUUUGCUACUGUGUCAUAGGUGCUGCUUUAAAACCUGCUGAUACUGCUCACAGUUUAACAGUCAAUCCUGUCUGCUCAGAUACAGCAGGUAUUUACAGGGAGGGACCAACUGCUCAACAAACAUGCAGAUUUCAGACCACAAAACCACAGACCUCAUGGUGCAGAGAAUUUCUGCAAUGACAAAAUCUGUCCACGAUUCCGAGUACACAAGAUGGACACAAACACUAUCAGCCAGUUUUCAGUUUGCAUUGUGACUCUUGGGCUAUUAACAUUUGCUCCACACCAAGAUUUCAGAAACCGUGAACUUUUCCCUCCAAUGCAGCUGGAGCUGUUCUACAAAUACCCUCUCACCUAUUGGUCCAGCAAUUAGGACUCUUCCCCUCCAUCAGAAGGGCUCUGGGGUGUAACCCACCCACAGUCUGCCUUAUAUAAAGCCUGGUUGGAAAACUGUUUCAUUUUUGGCUUUUGAUCAGAGCUAGGCUGCAUCUUCCUUCUCCAGUCUGACAAUGCCUGUGGAUUUCAGUGGAACCUGGAACCUUAUCAGCAGUGACAACUUUGAAGGGUAUAUGGUGGCCUUAGGUAUUGACUUUGCAACACGCAAGAUAGCAAAAAUGCUGAAGCCUCAGAAAGUGAUCAAGCAAGAUGGUGAUUCAUUUUAUAUCCACACCACUAGCACCUUCAGAGACUACUUGCUUGAGUUCAAAGUUGGAGAAGAGUUUGAAGAAGAUAAUAAAGGCCUGGAUAACAGAAAAUGCAAGAGCCUAGUUACCUGGGAAAAUGACAAACUGGUGUGUGUCCAGACUGGUGAGAAGAAGAACAGGGGCUGGACACACUGGCUUGAAGGGGAUGACCUCCACCUGGAGCUUCGUUGUGAGAAUCAAGUAUGCAAACAGGUCUUCAAGAGAGCCUGAAUGUGUACUGGUUCCUACAUGGAGAGACAGAUACUUGCGGGAGACUAGACAUCAUCCUGUCCAGUGCUGCCUCUACGGACAAGAACUGUUGCCUUGUACCUAUUAAUCUAAGUGGUCUGACAUCUCUGGCUCAGGAAAUAAGUCUGCUGUUGCCAGUACUGAAGAUCUCUUUUUUGCUAAUAAACUCCUCAAACCAAAAAACCACUAGCCUUCUUUACACAUUUAGGGAAAUGUUGGGGGCAGCAAAAGUAAAAGGCCUGGUGUUUAUUCUAUCAAUCCUGACAGUCUUUC